Molecule: messenger RNA, 980 nt
Organism: Schizophyllum commune H4-8
Lineage: Eukaryota; Fungi; Basidiomycota; Agaricomycetes; Agaricales; Schizophyllaceae
Exons: 3
Coding region: 91-840 (249 amino acids)
Cellular component (GO): plasma membrane; growing cell tip; cell division site
Source: RefSeq, a predicted model, not a curated record
GCGGGAGCAGCCAAACGUGGCCCUUGGCACCGACCGCAUCGAUCGUCGCAAGAGCCGCUGCUCCCAGUGCGCGCGGGAAACCCAGCAGGCAUGCAGGAGCACCACAAGCCGCUGCGCGCGUACCGCGCCAUCUCCCUGGCCGCCUUCCUCUGCCUGCUCGUCGCCUUCAUCCUCCAGCUCCUCGUCUCCCUCUCGACCCCCAUCAUCAAGUCCGUCUACCUCGUCCGCGUCGAGAGCACGCAGGAACAGGAAGUCGUCACGAGCAUCGCGACAGGGCUGCGCUUUGGCGUCUGGGGAGUCUGCGCGAAUAGCGAGCUCGAUGAGGAACAAUGGUACACGAACACGGGCUACGGCAAAUGCUUCGGGCCCACCCUCGGCUACGAGGUGCCCACGCCGCUGUCGGACGCCCUUGGCAUCUCCGCCUCGCUCACGGAGAUCGUCCUUCAAGGCCUCCUCGUCGUGCUGGUCCUGCACCCCAUCACCUGCGCGUUCACAUUACUUGCCCUUAUACCCGCCCUCUUCCUCGCCUCCCACGCCCUUUCCGUCGUCGCACUCGUUCUCUCCGUGGUCGGCGCUCUCGUGGGUACGACGUCGUUCGCGUUCGACGUUGCCAUCGCGGCGAACGUCAAGUUCCAGCUUGACGACCUUACGGAAGUCAACGCGGCGGCAUACUAUGGAAGCGCGGUCUGGAUGGUGCUUGUGUCCAUAGUAUUGACAUGGGCGGCGGUCGUCUUGCUUUCUGCCCGCUCAUGUUAUUGCUUGGGUGUAAGGAAUGUCGAAGACUUAGACUACCGGGCAAAGCAAAAGGCUUUCGAGAUGGAGCGACGCGAAAGUCAAUGAAGCUCGUACCCAUAGCCGUUCUCAUAUCUUAUCGCAUACCUCACGACCUAUCAUGUUCAUGUCUGGAUAUCGGAAGUUCCCUCAUUCGAUCGUCUGUAGUUAUCGCUUUCUUGCUUUAUGUUCAAGGGUUCGGAACAUCA